Lampris incognitus (smalleye Pacific opah) is the source of this 854-nucleotide messenger RNA. RefSeq names its product coiled-coil-helix-coiled-coil-helix domain containing 10 (gene chchd10). The record is from RefSeq and is a predicted model, not a curated record. Gene Ontology annotation, cellular component: mitochondrion; nucleus. The transcript has 4 exons. Gene Ontology annotation, biological process: mitochondrion organization. Lineage: Eukaryota; Metazoa; Chordata; Actinopteri; Lampriformes; Lampridae. Bases 191 to 625 code for a protein of 144 amino acids.
CCCGGCAAGUCUCACAAGGUCACUUAAACAGGCGUGCUGCUGCGCUGUCACAGGUGACCCGAGCGCGAGAAGGGUCCGGGAGAGAGCACACCCCCACCGCCGAGUCGACGACGACGAGCACCCGUCCCCGUUCAGCCCGUUCUCAUCUCGUUUAUAAACUUCUCAUCGGAAACUCCUCCGUGUUGCGAAGAUGGCCAGAGGAAGCCGCAGCCGUCCCGCGGCUCCAGCAGCGAGCCCGGCUCCAUCCCAUGCCCCGGCACCUGCCCAUCCACCACCUGCAGCACUUGCACCAGCUCCUGCUCAGCCCCAAGGCCCAGGGCUCAUGGCCCAGCUGGCAACUACGGCUGCUGGGGUGGCAGUUGGCUCGGCUGUUGGACACGUCAUGGGCAGCGCCCUCACCGGAGCCCUUAGUGGGGGCAGCAGCAGCAGCAGCAGCCCAGAGCCAGCCAAGCCAGCGUACCAGGAGCCCCCUCGGCCUGCUGCAGCCCAGCCUGGCCCGUGUCACUUCGAGGUGAGACAGUUCUUGGACUGUGCGACAACCCAGAGUGACCUUGGCUUGUGUGAGGGCUUCAACGAGGCUCUCAAACAGUGCAAGUACUCUCAUGGUGUGACAUCACUGGUGUGAAGGACGAGUGUCAGAUGUCACCAUAGACACAUUUAAUAACAAGAACACUUUCAUUAUAAAUGGUUAAGGCUUUUGUUCAAACAUAAAAAACAAACAAACCGAAACUCUACUGCAGUUGGUGAUGACUCUGAUUUUUGUUUAUUUUGUCAAAUGAGUGCUGUGAAAUGAACGAACUGCUUUUGGUAAUGUACAGUGAUAGAAUCCAAUAAAGAGCUGCUACUAAUUUUAA